CGGCAGUUGUUGUGCUGCUUCAAUUGCCGUCAUUAGCCCGCCGUGGCCACUCACAGGCCAGGCUUCUAGCUGGUCUGUUACUUGUUUAGUCCCUGGAAAGCGAUGCCGUACGGCAACAGCCAGCCGGAAAACUUUAUACAGCUUGCGGAAUUCUCUUCUUGCGAUCUUGUGGAAGCAAGUGCCGAGCAAUACUGCCAUUAUGGACCGGACUAUAUUGUAAUACUGUACCUUGUCCGCGUUAUAUUAGCCCUUCUGUCACUGCUCGAGGUGCUUCAAUAUUUUCAUGAUUCUGUAUUUAUCUUUCCACUUGAGCGGUUGAAAAUACCGACUUGAAGUGACUUGGCUAGUUUACAAAUGUUCAAAAGUGUGAUGAACUUUAUUUCCGUUCAGAGUCUGGAAAGUGCUGUAAGGCACUCUUACCGGCAAGAAGAAAAUAUUGACAGAC
Molecule: messenger RNA, 445 nt
Organism: Mytilinidion resinicola
Lineage: Eukaryota; Fungi; Ascomycota; Dothideomycetes; Mytilinidiales; Mytilinidiaceae
Exons: 1
Coding region: 103-333 (76 amino acids)
Source: RefSeq, a predicted model, not a curated record